Molecule: messenger RNA, 2410 nt
Organism: Neoarius graeffei (lesser salmon catfish)
Lineage: Eukaryota; Metazoa; Chordata; Actinopteri; Siluriformes; Ariidae
Product: peptidase M20 domain-containing protein 2-like
Exons: 7
Coding region: 204-1493 (429 amino acids)
Molecular function (GO): dipeptidase activity
Source: RefSeq, a predicted model, not a curated record
CAUUACAGAAAACAGCUCAUGUGACAGGUAGGGAAAAGCGUGUGGGAGUUAAGUGCUGACCUGUCAGAUUUUUUAUGAGCAGUGACACCUUGAUCUCUGCUAAAGUCUGCUUUAAGUUUUUUUUUUUUUUUAGCUCAUAAAGUAAUAAGAUAGAGCACUAAGACACUGAGCUUGUGUCUCAUUUCUUGGUGCAUUGUUACAGAAUGGCUGAAAAACUCCAAGCACUGAAGCAGCAGGUUUGCUGUUCCAUUGACGAAGCCAAGAACAAACUCCAUCGAUUAGGAGACGCAAUAUGGAGUCACCCAGAAUUGGCGUAUGAGGAAAGACAAGCCCAUGACACUCUGGUCCACUUUUUCACACAGGAGACAGGGUGGACCGUGGAGGCACACUAUAAACUCGGAACAGCUUUUCGGGCCACGUGGGGACCUGUGGGUGGAGCAGAUAGUGGGUCUGGGGUUAAUGUGGGCUUCCUGUGUGAGUAUGAUGCUCUGCCUGGUAUCGGCCACGCGUGCGGCCACAACCUGAUCGCAGAGAGCGGAGCUGCAGCAGCAGUGGGCCUGAAGUCGGCGCUGGAGAGCAGGGAGGCGUGGCCUGUGCCAAUCAAGAUAACUGUGUUGGGGACUCCUGCAGAAGAGGAUGGAGGUGGGAAGGUGGACUUACUGCGAGAAGGAGGCUUUGAGGGUCUGGAUGUUGUGUUUAUGGCUCAUCCCUCACAGGAGGACGCAGUCUACAUCCCAGACGUGGCAGAACAUGACGUUGUAGUGAAGUACCAUGGAUGUGCAUCUCAUGCAUCAGCGUAUCCCUGGGAAGGUGUAAAUGCUCUAGACGCAGCUGUCAUGGCCUACUGUAACAUGUCUGUACUCCGGCAGCAGCUCAGACCUGAUUGGAGAGUCCAUGGUAUAAUAAUGCAUGGAGGUGUGAAACCCAACAUCAUCCCUGACUACACUGAGCUGCAGUAUUACUUGCGCACCCCUUCACACCGAGACCUGCCCAACAUCCAAGCCAAAGCCGAGGCCUGUUUUCAAGCUGCUGCCCUGGCCACAGGAUGCAGGGUUGAGCUUCUGUUUGCAAAAAACAAGUUUUAUGACAUCCUGAGGAACCGCACUUUGGAAGGCCUGUAUGAGGAGAAUGGGAAAGCUCUUGGCAUGAAGUUCAUUACUGUUGAGGAGUCUUCUGGCUCUACAGAUUUCGGGAAUGUGACUCAUGCUGUUCCAGGGAUUCACUCUUAUUUCUACAUUGGAUCUGAGGCGCUGAAUCACACCGCAGAAUAUACAGCUGCCUCUGGUGCAGAUGAAGCUCAGUUUUACACACUCCGUACUGCCAAAGCUUUGGCCAUGACUGCACUGGAUGUUAUCUUCAGUCCAGGAGUGCUAGACAAAGUCAGACAGGAGUUUAAAGAGGCUAAGAUGAUGGAGGAGAAAGGACUGCAACUGCAACAGGUGAAACACGGGGAAGCGGAGACCAGCAAGAAAUAUGAAAUAGCCACAGUAUAGACAGUUUAAAGGCUUAAUGCCUAUAGGUUAUAAAGCAUUACCACUCUGUCCUUUUAUGCUGUAUCCUGCAGUUUCUUUGGUCUCUGUCCUGUAGCUUGCAGAAAAUGAGGUGAACAUCCAUCACUAUACGUAAUAGGUACUAUAGGUAACAUUUUAAAACACAGAACUGCAUUUUGCUUGUUUGUUUUUUGGAAGUAGAAGUUUAAACUGCCACAUUCUUUUGAGUGCGAUAUACAGUACUCAGUACACAUUUUCCAUUUCAAAAUUCCAUACUCAAAUUUCUAGACCUCACAGCACAUUUUUCAGACCAUAUUUGAUGCCACAGUACCAGUGUUUAUUAUUUAAAUGAAUGACUUCAAAAUCCAACUGUUAAUACGUAUGAUACAUUGUAUGUAAGCUAGUAUGUUGUCAAAUAAUUGCCAGAAGCAAGCAAGCCAUUACUGAGAUUAUAUUCUUUCAUUGUUGUUGUUUUGAUGAAAAAUAUUGAGGUCGUAGUGGUUGGAAUGAUAUUUAAAAAAAACCAGAAGUCAGAAACGCAAGUGUCAAUUUCAAAUAAAUUAAAUAAAAUUGUUUAAUAGAUGUGAAUUACACAGUUUUUUUGAGGUUAGCCUUGAAAAUUGUGAGUAUUAAUCAAAAUAAUUUUAUAUUCUUUCAUAUAAACACUAGUAGGACCUACGUAGAAAUACAAAGGCUUACAGAGCACAAAGAGGGUAUUAGAAAUAUUAUUUUGUUACUUUAUUUUGAUAGAGGAUGGUAGAUGUGAAUGACAUUCAAUGCUUAUUCAUGCAUAUUUUAUAAUUAACAUUGAUUUCUCCUUCUUUGUGAUUGUAUAAAUGAGAGUUAAGAUCAGCUUUAUAUUGCACAAGUAAAGCCAUUUGUUAAAACUUUGAAGAAGAGAGUGUACCAAUUUAACAUUG